Molecule: messenger RNA, 1518 nt
Organism: Plutella xylostella (diamondback moth)
Lineage: Eukaryota; Metazoa; Arthropoda; Insecta; Lepidoptera; Plutellidae
Gene: Arpc4
Product: Actin-related protein 2/3 complex, subunit 4
Biological process (GO): Arp2/3 complex-mediated actin nucleation; actin filament polymerization
Cellular component (GO): actin cytoskeleton; Arp2/3 protein complex
Molecular function (GO): actin filament binding
Source: RefSeq, a predicted model, not a curated record
UCAAAAUUUAUCUAAACUGUCAAAAACCGAGCAAAAUACUGUAGGUGUGGUGUAUUUUUGUGAAUUUUACGCGAAUACUAAGGAUGUCGGCCACUUUGAAACCCUAUUUAACUGCUGUACGGCAUACGCUCACGGCAGCUAUGUGUUUAGAACAUUUCUCCUCACAAGUAGUGGAGAGAUACAACAAACCAGAGGUGGAGGUUAGAACAAGUAAAGAACUUUUACUGAAUCCAGUGGUGAUCUCGAGGAAUGCCAACGAGAAAGUGUUGAUUGAGUCGUCGAUCAACUCGAUCCGAGUGAGCAUAAUGAUCAAACAGGCGGACGAGAUCGAGAAGAUAUUGUGUAAAAAGUUUAUGCGUUUUAUGAUGAUGAGAGCUGAGAACUUUAUCGUUCUGCGGCGGAAACCCGUAGACGGGUAUCACAUCAGCUUCCUGAUCACCAACUUCCACACCGAGCAGAUGUAUAAACAUAAAUUGGUAGACUUUGUGAUAUACUUCAUGGAAGAGAUUGAUAAGGAGAUCAGUGAGAUGAAACUUGCAGUAAACGCUCGAGCCAGGAUCUGCUCUGAAGAGUUCCUCAAGAGAUUCUAAAAUACAUCAGAAUAGCGCCUCAAUUCACCUAUCGAAAUGAGAGACAUUGUAUGCAGGAUGUGAGGUUCCAAUAAAAUUUUAGUUGUAAAUACCACCUAUAAUCAAGGCAUGGACAAGCUAGUUGGUGUAAGGGUGCCUAUCCACUAAGGAUGUGCUAUUUUGGUUGCUACGGAUGUAUUUGAAAUCUACCAAUCAUAUUCAUUGAUCCACAUAGUGUAGCAAUGGAGGGAAAGUGGAGCUUUCACAUCAUCGCAUGUCUCUGGCACCCUAAUGAUUUUGUUUCGUUAUGUGAAUUGGGGUUCGGCUAAGGUUAUUUUACAACAGUGCUGUUAUGUUGGACCUGCUUAGGCAGAAACAUUUGUCAGGGCUCCAUGAAAUUACUAUAAAAAGCUCUUAUGAUUUCAUCUUUACCAAUUGAGUUUGAUUUGAACAAUAAUUAGAUGAUUCUACAUAUAAAUUUUGCAUUUAAGUAAUAUUCCAAUGAUUACUUUUUAAUAUUAUUUUAAGUUUAGUAUUACUCUUAAUAAAAAAUUUUAUGUUAUCUCCUAAAUUAAGUAUACAUAGCUAGCUGAUAAGCAUGAAACUUUUCUGUUUAGUAAAAGCAGGUUCUCUACAUAAUAUAAUUUGGAGAGUACUUACUCAACCAUGACUGCCAAAUUUUAAAUGUAGAGAUUAUUGUGUAUGGAAAUACUUUCAAUCAAGAUUUGUCAGUCAAUUUGAAAUUAAUUCAAUAGCUUAGUAAAAAUUUACACUUUUUAAUGUUAUACUCCAAUACUUUUUUUAUUUUGGAAAUAGCUAGGUAUGUAUUCAGUAUACUUUCACAAAUCUAACUGCAUAAAUUAUUUGUAUGUGCAUAAGAAUAUUGUAAUAAGUACAUAAUAUCAGCUGACAUAAACUAUUCAAUUUAAUAUAAAAAAUGUUUUUUUUA